This is a messenger RNA of Salvelinus namaycush (lake trout), 1097 nucleotides long. It is a transcript of the gene efcc1, whose product is annotated as EF-hand and coiled-coil domain containing 1. Lineage: Eukaryota; Metazoa; Chordata; Actinopteri; Salmoniformes; Salmonidae. Gene Ontology annotation, molecular function: calcium ion binding. The record is from RefSeq and is a predicted model, not a curated record. The annotation marks the transcript as partial. The transcript has 3 exons.
AUGGAUAAAAUAUUGGAUAAAGUGGAUAGUUGUGAUCUGUACGGCCGACCCGCCCGCAGGACACAAUGGAUAGCGAGUACCCUGGCGUACCAUUACGGACUGGACCGGGGAGUAGAGAACGAAAUUAUAGUUCUGGCGACCGGACUGGACCAGUAUCUGCAGGAGAUCUUCCACCACAUGGACUGUACAGGAGAUGGGAAGAUCCCCAUGGAGGACUUUAAUAUUCUGUGUGAGAUCUUGGGUUUGAACAAAGACUCUGAGUCGGAGGAGUGUGUGGGGGUCCUGGAUAAUCUGCCCAGUGAGUUUACCUUCAGACAGUUCCACGCUAAACUCUGCGGAUACUUCAGUACCAAGGCUGGGUCCCAGUAUGAGAACGGGAGGUUACUGGUCGGGAAAGACAGCGAGCACAUAGAAACUCAGAUCCGCCUGAGGAUCCCUCUGAGGCGGCGAAAGAAGCUGCUAUCUCUGGGGGCUGGUGGGAGAGAGAAGGAAAGGAUAACUAAACUACAGGAUGAGAAUGCCAGUCUGAGGGAACUGGUGGAGGAUAUGAGGGCGGCUCUACAGAGCAGUGAUGCCCGCUCCCUGGCACUACAGGUAGGACUGUUGAAGAGCCACUCCAAACACAAAUCAGAGGGCGGCUGCUUCAUCGCUCAUCACAAACUAUCUGUCCGGACGACCCACAGCAGCAACAACUGCCAUGGGAACACCAAGACCCACAACCUCAGUCACAUCAAGACGGCCCACAGCAGCAAUCCCAGCAGCCAGCAUCACCCCAGCCAGUACUCUAGCCUGAGGAGCCUCCUCCAUGAGAUUGACCCGAUCCACAGCUCUCGGGAUGGGCAGGUGGAGGAGGCCAUUCUGUUUAAUAAAAAGCUGGAGCAAGAGCUGAGGUCGUCACGGGAGGCAGUGUCGGCGUUAGAGGGGUGUAACAGGGCACUGCAGGUGGAGCAGGGGGACAUGAGGAGGAAGGUGGAGGAUGCCCGUCAGGCGCUGGUCAGUGGAAUGGGGAAGGUCAAAGAGCUGGAGGCUAAAGCCAGCAGAGUACCGGUCCUACAGAGACACAUCCAGCAGCUGGAGCAGGAGAUCCUCUACUACAG